This is a messenger RNA of Acaulospora morrowiae, 1663 nucleotides long. NCBI's taxonomy places the organism in Eukaryota, Fungi, Glomeromycota, Glomeromycetes, Diversisporales, Acaulosporaceae. The record is from the annotation of a GenBank genome assembly.
GCCUCUGCGCGAAUCUUGCACAUUGAACUUUUUGCCGCUUUCAAUGAGUCGUGAUUCUGCAACCAUGGAUAUUUUCUGGCAUUCAACUGCUCACGUGUUAGGAUUAGCUCUUGAAAAAAAAUACGGUGAUGAUAUUCUUUUAUGUGACGGACCAGCUUUAAAACAAGGGGGCUUCUUUUAUGAGUUUCUUUUGGCAGAAAGUGACCAGUUGAUAACUGAAUACAAUAAAAAGAAGUUAUAUAAUAGUUCAAUACAUGAAGUAAUCUCAGGAUUAAUCAGGUCACCAAAAAUUAAAAUGCUCCAGGAGAAUGAUUUAUUGGACGUUCUAAAUAUCAUGAAAGAAUGCGUCUCAAAAAAGUAUCCCUUCGAGAGAAUGCUUGUUACAAAAGAAGUUGCGACUGAAUUCUUUUCUACCAAUCCUUUUAAAUUGCAUUAUAUAACACAAGUUCCCGAAAACAAGCUAAUAUCUCUUUACAGAUGCGGUCCGUUCAUUGAUCUUUGCCGUGGCCCACAUAUUCCACAUACUGGGUUCAUUCGUACCAUUGAAUUACUAAAUAGUACGGCCACAUAUUGGACACCUGAUUUAGCAUGUGACAAGGAUUCACCGCAGUCUAUCAAUAGAGUUCAUGGGAUAUCAUUUCCUAGUAACAAAGACCUUGAUGCUUGGAAGAAAAGUCAGGAAGAGGCUCAAAAACGCGAUCAUCGGUUAAUAGCCAAAUCCCAACAACUUUAUCUGACUCAUCAUUGGAGUCCAGGUUCUGUGUUUAUGCUUCCACAUGGAACACGUAUAUUUCAAAAGUUACAAAACUAUAUUCGUCUUAAGUACAAAGAAUUCGGAUUUGAAGAAGUAAUGACGCCAAUGAUCUACAAGAAAGAUUUGUGGGAAAUGUCAGGACAUUGGCAAAAUUACCGAAAUGAAAUGUUUACCGUUCAUCACGGUAUUGUCCGUGAAAGUUUUGUUGGCAAUGUAAGUGCUAAGGAUGAUAUUACAGAAAAUAAAGACGAAGUAUAUGGUUUGAAACCAAUGAAUUGUCCGGGACACUGUUUGAUUUUCAACAGUACACCAAAAUCAUACCGAGAUCUGCCAGUGAGAAUUGCAGAUUUCGGUUCGUUACACAGAAAUGAAAUAUCUGGCGCUUUAACUGGUCUCACCAGAGUUCGUCAAUUCCACCAAGAUGAUGCCCAUAUCUUUUGCAGAAAAUCUCAAAUUUUUGACGAAAUUUUAGCCUCGCUAUCAUUCAUUGACAGUGUUUAUUGUGAUUUUAAAUUUCCGAAUUAUUAUUUACAACUAUCCACUAGACCUGAUAGCCAAUACAUUGGUAAGAUUUCUGAAUGGGAUGCAGCUGAGGAUGCAUUGAAGAAAGCUUUAAAUGCAGUGGGAAAAAGUUGGACAAUGAAUCCAGGAGACGCUGCCUUUUAUGGACCGAAGAUAGAUGUCAUGAUCGAAGACGCUCUUCAUCGAAUGCAUCAAACCGCGACCAUACAAUUGGAUUUUCAACUUCCGCAAAGAUUUAGACUAAAAUAUAUUGAUGAAAAUGGCACAGAACAAACUCCUAUAAUGAUACAUCGUGCCAUUUUGGGAUCUGUCGAGCGAAUGAUGGCAAUCCUUAUUGAGCACACGGGUGGAAGAUGGCCGUUUUGGCUAAACCCUAGGCAGGCCAUC